Molecule: messenger RNA, 292 nt
Organism: Aspergillus ibericus CBS 121593
Lineage: Eukaryota; Fungi; Ascomycota; Eurotiomycetes; Eurotiales; Aspergillaceae
Exons: 2
Coding region: 1-225 (74 amino acids)
Source: RefSeq, a predicted model, not a curated record
AUGGCCCUGACAAAUCUUGCGAUUAUCGUUAUUGUCGUUGUUUGCUGCUUAGCAGUUACGGCUCUUGGAGCAGGGAUCGCUUCCUUUUAUUCCCCGCCAGAGGACGGCAAAUCUCGAGGCAACAGUGAAACCCGCGUUUCCAGUGUCACCAGUCAGAGGUUAAACAACUUCACUGCGGAUAUCAAAGUUUGGGGCAAAAGGUUGUGGCUCAUUCUGGCGCUAUGAUUGCUUGCCAUGUAUUUAAAUCGGCCCUAGCCCGUCCAUCAUGUCACACCGAAUACCUCUUGGUGAC